AUGAAUACAGAUCAACAAAAAGUAAGCGAAAUAUUCCAGAGCUCAAAGGAAAAAUUGCAAGGUGAUGCAAAGGUGGUAAGCGAUGCUUUUAAAGAGAUGGCUAAUAAGGACAAAAACAGCGACAGCAGUGGCGACAGCAGUCACAAACCCGAUUACCAGGAGCAAUACAAUAAAUUAAAAGGGGCCGUGAAGAGGGAAGAGUAG
Messenger RNA from Saccharomyces eubayanus, 204 nucleotides. RefSeq names its product Pai3p (gene PAI3). Gene Ontology annotation, biological process: negative regulation of endopeptidase activity. Gene Ontology annotation, molecular function: endopeptidase inhibitor activity. The transcript has a single exon. The record is from RefSeq and is a predicted model, not a curated record. The coding region runs from base 1 to 204 and encodes 67 amino acids. Lineage: Eukaryota; Fungi; Ascomycota; Saccharomycetes; Saccharomycetales; Saccharomycetaceae.